GGAGAAAUGCUAAAUCCAUGUCUCCUUUCUUGCCCUCCGCUCCGCUCCGCCCGCCCCUAUGGGGAAGACAGAGAGUAAGGGACAUGCUUCCAGCGUCCACGGUUCUUCAAGGGGAGGGAUUAAGCGUUUUUUCAGAUGAUGUAGGUCGUCGAAUUCAUGCAUUUCCAUUGUCAAACCCAUAAAAGGAUAAUUGGCAUCAGCUGGUUGAGUCCAAGCAAGUAUGGUUUCCUCAUUAUCAAGUUCAAGAAGAAGCAUAUCCACUUUUUGCUAUCUGUGUGAAAGAAGAAAACAAACGGACAGCGAAAUCGUUAAAAUGUUUCAACUUUCCACUCCUAAAGGGGACACAAUAGGUUCUGUGUCAAAUAGGACAUCUUCGCGGAGGAAUGGUCCUGCAAGGGCAUUGGAUGAGAGGUUCAUUAAGAUUUUGAAGAUAUUUAAGUGGGGCCCUGAUGCAGAAAAGGCGUUAGAGGUCCUACAGAUGAAAGUGGACCGGCAGUUGGUUCACGAGGUUCUGAAAAUAGACGUUGAGGUGGGUAGCAAAAUCGCAUUUUUCAAGUGGGCUGGGAAAAGAAGGAACUUUGAGCAUGACUCGGCCACCUACCUGUCUUUGAUCCAUUGUCUGGAAGAAGCGGGGUUUACCGGCGAGCUAUGGAGGACAGUGCAACAGAUGGUGAAGGGCACGUGCCUUAUUUCCCCCAGUGACCUUUCUGAGAUUGUGAGGGUUUUGGGGAGGGCUAAAAUGGUAAACAAAGCCCUCGUUGCAUUUUACCAGAUCAAAGGCCGCAAGUGCAAGCCCACGGCAACCACAUACAACGCCGUGAUUCUCAUGCUGAUGCAAGAAGGCCAGCACCAGAAAGUUCAUGCGAUCUAUAAAGAAAUGUGCCACGAAGGUAAUUGUUUCCCGGACUCUGUGACUUAUACUGCACUUAUAUCAGCACUUACAAAACUAGGUCAAGAUGAUUCUGCUCUGAGGUUAUUCGAUGAAAUGAAGGAGAAUGGGUUGCACCCCACUGUGAAGAUAUACACCACUCUGUUAGGUGUUUAUUUCAAGAAAAAUAGGGCUGAGGAAGCUUUAGGGUUAGUGGAUGAGAUGAAGGGAAAUGGUUGUGCUCCGACCGUUUACACUUACACUGAAUUGAUAAAGGGGCUGGGGAAAGCCGGUAGGACUGAAGAAGCUUAUUCUAUAUUUCUAAAUGUCCUAAGAGAAGAUAAUGUUAAACCGGAUGUGGUACUUAUAAACAAUGUAAUAAACAUUCUUGCAAAGGCAGGACGUUUCGAUGAUGCGCUGAAACUGUUUGAGGAAAUGGAGUCAUCCUUGAAUUGUGUUCCCAAUGUGGUGACGUAUAACACUGUUAUAAAAUCUCUGUUCCAAUCUAAAUCUCAUGUACCCGAAGCUUUAUUGUGGUUUGAAAGGAUGAAGGCGUACAAUAUUGCCCCUAGCUCUUUCACUUAUUCGAUAUUCAUUGAUGGGUAUUGCAAGACGAAUAGGGUUGAAAAGGCUUUGAUGCUACUUGAGGAGAUGGAUGAGAAAGGGUUUCCACCUUGCCCUGCUGCCUAUUGCAGCUUGAUCAACACUCUUGGGAAAGCAAAACGGUACGAAGCUGCAAAUGAGUUGUUCAAAGAGCUGAAGGAGAGUUGUGGGUCUUCGAGUUCUAGGGUUUAUGCCGUGAUGAUAAAACAUUUUGGUAAAUGUGGACGGUUGACUGAGGCCAUCGACCUUUUCGAGGAGAUGAAAAGAUUGGGUUGCGACCCUGAUGUGUAUGCGUGCAACGCUCUAAUGUCCGGGCUGGUAAGGGCCUGUUUGGUAGACGAAGCUCAUUCCUUAUUCCGGCGUAUGGUGGAGAACAACCGCGUUCGCCCUGAUAUUAACUCGUACAAUAUCAUUCUCAACGGUUUGGCCAAGAGUGGGUCGGGGUCCACAAGACCCGCGGUUGACAUGUUUACGAGGAUGAAGGAAUCGGGUGAUGUGAAACCGGAUGCGGUCUCGUACAACACGGUCGUUGGAUGCCUAAGCCGUGCCGGCAUGUUUGAGGAGGCUGCAAGGCUGAUGAAAGAGAUGAGUGUGAAUGGUUUUGAGUAUGAUCAUAUUACCUACAAAUCCAUCCUUGAAGCUGUUGGUCAGAUUGAUGAGGUUAGAGAACCAGCUUUGUGAGAAAGGUCUUAAUAACAAAAUCUAGAGGUCUAGAAUGCUUGUGUUGGUUAUUGAUAUGUACAAUGUAUAUUUAUAAGUAAACACAUUUAUUUGAAUGCUUUAUACUGGUCUCUUUUUUUUGAAGCACAUUUCUCUUACUUGUAAGCAAAUCUUAGUUGUACAAUUUACAGUUUUUCCAACACUUCAUUUAUCAAUAACUAAUAUAAAUUUUAUUUAAUUAAUAAUCAAAGUGUGAUUUUUUUUAAAAAAACUGGACAGAUACUG
Messenger RNA from Cuscuta campestris, 2416 nucleotides. The record is from the annotation of a GenBank genome assembly. NCBI's taxonomy places the organism in Eukaryota, Viridiplantae, Streptophyta, Magnoliopsida, Solanales, Convolvulaceae.